UUCACUCGAUUAAAAACCAGAAUUUACAGAGUGGAAGACGUCGGGAAUUUAGACCUCUCAUUAAAAGUAAAAACAAAAAAACUGAGUAUAAUUUCACAAUCACCAACAUAAAAGAAAGGAAGACCCCAUAGAUAUGUAGAGGAUAGAUGUAAAUAAGGCUAUUCAUUUGGAUGAACGUAAUAAAGAAGGGCAUCAGAUCGAAGACAUCAGUUGAAUUCUAGUUGUUCAACGCAGCAGUCAAAAUGAAGUUGGUUAUUACUUUCGCCUUUCUUUUUCUAGCAGUAAAAGCAGCUCCGUUUUACAACGACGAUCAAGAAUUAGAUAACUUGGAAACGGAACUCAUAGUUGCGAGAAGAGAUGAAAAAGACCAUAGUUUAUCACAACAGUUAAAAGAAGCUUCAGAUACGCUAGUAAAAAUUUCCUCGAUCUUAAAUGAUCAAUUAAAAGAUGCAAAAAAGGAGAGCCAAAAGGGAAAAGGGGAAGGAAGACGUGGGGGAAAAACAAAAGGCGGACGUGGAGGAAAGAAAAAAGGCGGACAAGGUGGAAAAAAGAAAGGUGGACGUGGAGGAAAAGGCACAUGGUCAACUAAAGUGCCACCGCAAACACAAGAACCAAGAACACGUGAACCAAGAACACGUGAACCAAGAACACAAGAACCAAGAACACGUGAACCAAGAACACGUGAGCCAAGAACGCAAGAACCAAGAACACGUGAGCCAAGAACGCAAGAACCAAGAACACGUGAGCCAAGAACGCAAGAGCCAAGAACACAAGAGCCAAGAACACGUCAACCUAGAACACAAGAGCCAAGAACACAAGAACCAAGAACACGUGAACCAAGAACGGAAGAGCCUAGAACACAAGAGCCCAGAACACGUGAACCAAGAACACAAGAACCAGGAACACAAGAGCCAAGAACACGUGAACCAAGAACACAAGAACCAGGAACACAAGAGCCAAGAACACAUGAACCAAGAACACAAGAACCAGGAACACAAGAGCCAACCGUGCCUACAAGAACUGAUAGCCCAAUGCCAGCAACGCCCCAAGACUCCUAUAGAAGUGAUAAAAUCGUGGCAAGAGAGUUAGACCACAUCAGAAAUGAACUUGCAUUAAUUGAAGGCAUGAUUCCAAAGAUCAAAAGAAAGGUGUUGUAAAUGGAAAUUGAAUGUUAAAAACGGAUCUAAAAGUAUAUGCACCUAAUUCCACUAUAAUAUAAUUUGCACUAUAGCUACAUUGUAGUUGAUAAAUAAAAAAUAACUCAAUUAAAUAAAGAAGUA
Molecule: messenger RNA, 1280 nt
Organism: Hydractinia symbiolongicarpus
Lineage: Eukaryota; Metazoa; Cnidaria; Hydrozoa; Anthoathecata; Hydractiniidae
Product: variable charge X-linked protein 3B-like
Exons: 6
Coding region: 243-1157 (304 amino acids)
Source: RefSeq, a predicted model, not a curated record